AUGAGCCCGGAUGUAGCUGAGUCCCAGGAUCAAACUGCUCCAACCAACAAGACACCAAUCGGCUAUAAAUAUAACAGUUGGAUGGCAUUCGCCGAUCGUUUUAUUCCAUGGGCAAUUUGGGCUGAUCGGUAUGUGACUCUAAUCUACUACAUAAUCGGGUUUCCCGGAAAUCUAAUCUCAAUGAUUGUGUGGACCAGUCGACGAGUGUACAAGGGCAAUUCGGCCGCAAUCUAUUUGGCUGCUCUUUCUCUGAACGAUAUCAUCAUUCUUAUCUUCGCGCUACAUCGUGACCUUGACCGGAAUUGGGGCGUUUUCGCUCGUAACACCCCGGGUGCAUGUGAAGUACUAAACACCGUGUUUUCCGCCGUACAGUACGCCUCACCUUUGUAUGUGUUGGGAUUCACUGUCGAAAGAUGGUUGGCCGUGUGCCGACCAUUCCUUAUCAAGCGGAUAUGCAAUGCAAAACGAGCAAUGCUCAUUUGCUGUCUCAUCUGUUCGGGUACCCUUAUUAUCUGUUUGGGAAAUGCUGUACGAUUUGGGACCGAACCCACGCAUUGUUACAAAAAGAUUGAUGGAUUUGCAAUCAACUUCUACCUGGCAACAUUAGAAGCUAUUUUUUCCGGCAUAGUUCCUUUGAUGGUUCUCAUUUUCAAUUGCCUUGUGAUUCGAGAAUUGGCUAGGGUGCAUCGAACGAACAAAACGUUGGAAAGCACAUCAAAUCGGCUGACUGGGGGGACCACCGCAACAAAAUCAACCGUUUCGAGGAGCAAACAAUUAGAGCAUUCACGACUGACCGACCUGUUAUGUUGCCGCCGGUCAUCACAAUGGCCAUGUCAGUCCACGAGAAGUUAUUCCGGAGUUGCGCACGUCCCACUUGUUCGAGAAAGCUGUGGAUCUGAUUGCUUGAAACCUCCGGGACGGCCUAGUAAAUCCGGCAUUGGUUCUGCAGGGAGUAACGGCACGAGAGGAAGCUUUGCGACAAGUCAAGCAAACCCGGAAGAACGACACAGUCCGAGUUUCCGAUCAACCACAUUCAUGUUGCUCUGUGUUAGCUUUUACAUGAUCAUUGCCACAUUGUUGGCCGGUUCCAUGUAUUUGUUAAACCAUAUUUUUGAUGAGCCCGAUCUUACUUUGACCGAAGAUGAGGCCCUAAAAGAUCGCCAAUGGUUGCUGACAAUGCGGAUCUUGACUAUAAAAACGUUUGCGGAUGAAAUUGCCAUGUCCUAUUACGCCUUUGGUUUCAUUAUCUACUAUGCCACCGGACACAGUUUUCGGGAACGUGUACAUCAGUUAUUCCGUAUGAUGUUUGUACGCUGUGGCUGUUGUCGCGAUAGUUUCGCCAAGUAUGGACACAGUGACGAACUGGAGUUCACUUCGGCCACUCGUCGACCACAACGUCGAAUCACCAGUCCCCGGAGUCCAUCGCUCAAUCCGACCGUUGUUAGUGAAUACAACAGCAAUCUGUUGGAUCAGCACCAGAUCACAAACAAUACAAACGUUUCCGGUGGUGCAAUUCCAUAUAAGAUGAACUGUACCGAACACCCGCCCGAGAAUAGCGUAAACGAUCACGUGGAAUCGCUUGCUACUAAUGGAAUCAAUAAAGUGGAUACGCAUUCUCCAGUGCCGGAACCCAGAUCCGAAACGCCACCGGGUUCCGGGAAAACUCAUUCCGCUGAAAUAACCACACCGUUGCAACAAACAAAUACUCUCACACACCCCGAGGCUUGA
Molecule: messenger RNA, 1728 nt
Organism: Echinostoma caproni
Lineage: Eukaryota; Metazoa; Platyhelminthes; Trematoda; Plagiorchiida; Echinostomatidae
Source: the annotation of a GenBank genome assembly